AUUUGCAAUUAUUUCCCAUUCCCUUUUGUCAUUCUGUCUGUUCACUUCCAAGAACAAGAAGGCAGAAAUGUUGAUUCAUUUAUUUGAUACCUGGAGACAUUUUGAGGCUAUUCUGGCCAUUUUAUAAGAAAUAAUUGUAUAAACAUAAACUCCAUGACAAGUGAGCAAUCAUGUAGAUAUCCUAAAUCAAGUAUUUCUUCAAUGACCUAAUAUUCUUACGCAUUGAAAUUUGAAGGUGACAAUAUAUUGAACCUUGGACGUGAAGACCCAUAGUAGGUGAGCGCUUCACAGUCACAGCUCAAUUCUUUUUCUUCAUUUCAGAGGCUUCAAUUCCAACUUUACUUGUUCAUGAAGGGACAUAAUUAUCAGAAGGGGAAGAAACAAAUCGCAGAGGGGGAAGAAAUGGAAGGAGAUAGAAAGGAAGAAAAUCUGCCGCCAGGGUUUCGGUUUCAUCCUUCAGAUGAAGAACUUAUCACUUACUAUCUUGUGAACAAGAUUUCAGAUGCUAAUUUCACAGGAAGAGCCAUUGCUGAUGUUGAUUUCAACAAAUGCGAGCCUUGGGAUCUUCCAGGAAAGGCGAAAAUGGGUGAAAAGGAAUGGUAUUUCUUCAGUCUUCGAGAUCGAAAAUACCCAACCGGAGUAAGAACAAACCGAGCGACAAACGCUGGUUACUGGAAGACCACAGGAAAAGACAAGGAGAUAUUCAAUAGUGUGACUUCAGAACUAGUUGGAAUGAAGAAAACAUUGGUUUUCUAUAAAGGAAGACCUCCUAGAGGAGAAAAAACCAACUGGGUUAUGCAUGAAUAUCGCAUCCAUUCCAAAUCAGCUUUCAGAUCCAGUAAGAAUGAAUGGGUAGUUUGCCGAGUGUUUCAGAAGAGUGCAGGUGUGAAAAAGUAUCCCACGACCCAAUCCCGAGCAGUAAAUACGGUGUACAGCUUUGAUGUAGAAGCAAAUACAACGCCCUCACAAAUGAUGCAAGCGGCUGCAGAGAAUUAUCCCUUUCCCGUCGGAAGAAACCAUAUGGGAAACCCCGAUCAACUAGCAGAGUGCACCAGGAUGUUAAGAGGAGGAGGUGCGUCAACCACUGUAAUUCUUCCAUUUCAAUCACAAAUGAACUACCCAGGCGGAUUCACAAUCUCAGGACUAAAUUUAAAUCUCGGAGCUGGAGGAGCCACAACACUAGCUCCUCCUCAACAAGAUGUUUCUUGUUCCAUGAACAUGGUGGCAAGUGGAAGUGGUUUUGGUGCAGAGUGGGCAGCAGGCUACUCAGCAGACCAAAUACAUAAUUCUAAUGGAGCUGGAAACAGAUACAUGAGUAUAGGUCAUUGCAUGGAUUUAGAUAGCUACUGGCCUCCUUACUGGGAGAUGUAAAGAAUAUUAAUUACUUGAGUUAAGCUAGAAUAAGAAGUAGAGCGGUCUAUUAAUGCGGUAUAACUGUAAGUUUGUUUCAGUUUGACUGCAGAAUUAAUUUUAAUUUUUGCCUUA
This is a messenger RNA of Mangifera indica (mango), 1485 nucleotides long. Its product is annotated as NAC domain-containing protein 92-like. Gene Ontology annotation, molecular function: DNA binding. The record is from RefSeq and is a predicted model, not a curated record. Gene Ontology annotation, biological process: regulation of DNA-templated transcription. The coding region runs from base 349 to 1371 and encodes 340 amino acids. NCBI's taxonomy places the organism in Eukaryota, Viridiplantae, Streptophyta, Magnoliopsida, Sapindales, Anacardiaceae. The transcript has 4 exons.